Owenia fusiformis is the source of this 1115-nucleotide messenger RNA. The record is from the annotation of a GenBank genome assembly. NCBI's taxonomy places the organism in Eukaryota, Metazoa, Annelida, Polychaeta, Sabellida, Oweniidae.
UUUUAUACUAUGAAGAUUUUGCAGCUUCGAUGUUUGUAGAAAUUAUUGUGCCUAGAAAAAUUUUGAUAUCUCGCUAUUUAGCGUAAGUUGAAUAUAAUCAACUAUGGAGAUGGAUUACGAAGACCCUCUUGACUUUGCUCAGAGGCCAAAAAGAAUGCGAUUAGAUUCACAACGCUCGUACGAAGGUGUCUUACCGAGCCCCAAAGGUCUUGAGCUCGACGGAGUCCUGGACGUUCUCAGAAAGUAUGAAGAGUACGAAGGAGGUAUAAAUUGCAGUGUUUGUGGUAAGCUGUAUAAGAGCAAGGUCUGUUUUACAAAGCACAUAUGGGAACAUAGCAUAUAUUGGGACCUGUUCGAAGGGGAGAAAAAUCAUGACCGAGUUCUUGGGAUUCAGGCUGCAUUGAUCCUUUACAGCGGCUACCAUGGUUACAAAAUGGAUGAAAACAAUAUGUUAUCGUAUCUGUUGGUAACAGGUCCUCACGAGAAAAAGAAAGACUGCUCUCAAGACAAUAAAACCAAAAUAGUCAAUGUUAAAGUGAAAAAAUCAAAGGUCUCUACUACUCCAUUGAAAAGGAAAAGGCGAAAUAGUGCAACAAUAGUCAGUGGGUCAGAUAGCGAUUAGACUAAGAACUGUGUAAAAACGCACAAUAUUGCCAAAUGGUAAAAACUUAUAUCUGCAAUAGAUUGACAUACUAUUAUAUCCUGUGGAUAAAAGCGGGUAUGCUAACUGGACUGGAUCAAAGAGUGUAGUUAGGAUAUCAGAAACAGAGACUAAUUGUUAAGUGUACUACUUUUCAUAAGUGUACACAUUAUUUUGUACAUUUAUUGUACAGCUGAAGAGAGACAUAGGAACAUGUUGACCAAGUCACAUGUAUGUGCAGUAUGUUGUAUGUAACUUUAACUAUGUGGUCAGCCACAUAGCUCAGAUGGACAAGAACUCUAUAUCUAUAUGUAUUUAUAUAUACAUAUGGAACACUAUAGAACACUCCGCCGAGUACAGAAUUGUCUUCAGUCAAUAUGAAAGAGAUGUAAUGUGACGCCAUGGACACAACUUUACUGGGCUACACAGAGCAAGUGGCAAACAUAAUUGACAGUGAAAACGAAUAUGAAAAACA